Molecule: messenger RNA, 399 nt
Organism: Vicia faba (fava bean)
Lineage: Eukaryota; Viridiplantae; Streptophyta; Magnoliopsida; Fabales; Fabaceae
Source: the annotation of a GenBank genome assembly
AAACAAAAAAAACUCAUCAAAUUAUCAACAUCAAUGGCUUUCUCCAAAUCCUUCAUCUUUGCUUUACUUUUUGUUGUGACAAUGACAAGCAUGAACAUCGAAGCUCGUCAGCUUCUUCAAACAACCGCACUUCCACAUCCUACCAUUCCAGCAUAUUUACCAGAUUUUUAUGUAAUGUCAUCAUUUCCCAAAGGAAGUCUUCCACCAUUGGACAAUUUCAUCCAAUCUCUUCCUAAGCAUAUCAUGUCAUUUCCCUUUCCUUCGGUUGAUCUAACUAUUGAUGUUCCACCAGUGUCCGCUCCAGCUCCUGCUCUAGUUUCCGAUACUCCUAAUUCACCCCCUUCCUUUUUCUCCUUCUUCCCAUUUUUCUCCAAGACUCUUUCAAUCUCUAACCCUUAA